Porites evermanni is the source of this 1373-nucleotide messenger RNA. The record is from the annotation of a GenBank genome assembly. Lineage: Eukaryota; Metazoa; Cnidaria; Anthozoa; Scleractinia; Poritidae.
CACUAUUCACCCCUAUACAUCACCAUACACCUCUAUACAAGACUAUACACCCCUAUAUAUCACCAUACACCCCUAUACAUCAACGUACACCCCUAUAUAUCACCAUACACCCCUAUACAUCAACGUAUGCCCCUAUAUAUCACCAUACACCCCUAGACAACACCAUUCACCCCUAUACACCACUAUAAAUCUCUAUACAAGACUCUACACCCCUAUACAUCAGCAUACGAUUCUAUGCAUCAUUAUACACUCAGUUAAAACAUCACACACUGUUAUACAUCACUGUACACCUCUAUACAAGACUCUACACCCCUAUACAUCACCAUACGGCCCUCUAUAUCACCAAACACCCCAGGCCUAACACCCGUAUACAUCACCAUACACCCCUUUACAUCACCAUAUACUCCUUUACAUCACCAUGCCGCCCUAUACAACACCAUACACCCCUAUACAUCAGCACUAUACAGUACUAUACAGUACUAUACAUCCAUGUAUAACACCAUGCAACCCCAUACAUCACCAUACACCUCUAUAGAUCACUAUACACCCCUAUAUAUCACCAUACAUCCAUUUAUAACACUAUGCACCCCUAUCACCAUACUCCUCUAUACAUCACCAUACCCCUUUAGACACCACCAUACACUCCCAUAUAUCACCAUACACCAUCCUAUGUAUAACACACUAUACACUCCUAUACAUCCUCAUACACCCUUAUACAUUACCAUAGAGGUCUAUAGUGGUGUAUAGGGUAUACAUCACCAUACAUGGGGGACCCAAAGACCGUUUUCUCUAAGAUAUCCCUUCGGAGAAGCAAAUAAUGCCUACGAUUUUAUGCGGUUUAAUUUACAGGUACAAAAUUUAUAGCGCUGCUUAGAAUGCAUUUCUAGAGGUUAAAUCAUACUCUGGGUGCCCAAAAAGUGCUUUAAAUGCAUUGAAGAGGAAACCGAUUUUUUGGAUUGUAGAAACCAUAGUCAAGCCAGCAAUCUUGACAAAGUGUGCGAAAGAAGACUGAGUAGUUUUCCAAUUAACAAAAAANUUAAAACAUCACACACUGUUAUACAUCACUGUACACCUCUAUACAAGACUCUACACCCCUAUACAUCACCAUACGGCCCUCUAUAUCACCAAACACCCCAGGCCUAACACCCGUAUACAUCACCAUACACCCCUUUACAUCACCAUAUACUCCUUUACAUCACCAUGCCGCCCUAUACAACACCAUACACCCCUAUACAUCAGCACUAUACAGUACUAUACAGUACUAUACAUCCAUGUAUAACACCAUGCAACCCCAUACAUCACCAUACACCUCUAUAGAUCACUAUACACCCCUAUAUAUCACCAUACAUCCAUUUAUAACACUAUGCACCCCU